AUGGAGUUUCCAGAUCCCGCUCCAAGUCCACCAGCCGCGGGUGCCUCUUCUGACUCGGAGGAUACUACCGUGUCCGACUGGGAUUCAGAACCAGAAUCCCCACGCCCUGCGUCAAUAGUCCAUGAGGAAGAAACCAAUGAUUCUCCAGACCCGAUCUUCAUCAGCAUUGCGAGCCUCAGUGGCGAGCUUGCCUCGUUGCACUACCAGCAAGGCACGCCCACAAGACGAGAAAUUGAGUUCUCUUGGGCGGCCAACGCCAUCGUCGGAGAGGCGGCUACUAUCAAGGGAAUUUGGACUUUGGCAAAUAAUCUGCUUCAAGUGGCCUUGGGAGCUAUAAAUUCGCGGAGAAAUAUUGCGGUAAACCAGGUUGACUCUUUGAGCUUUUGGUUCCUGAAAAUCGAACUGACGCCUAAAAUAGUCUCCCAAGCCGGCACUCAUCUUCGCGGCCUGCGAUAUUGGCGGGACGAUCCUAAAACAAGUGAGAUGAAGAUACCUGACGAUGGGUCUGACCCUCAAGUCCCGGAGGUCCAUCAAAUAUUCUUUGGGUCCCCUCACAGAGAGUCAGACUGUUGUUCUUGGGAGGCCAUGUUAUCACACCUCAUCCUCACACAGCAUAAAGGUUGCCCUGGCUCCUGGAUUCCUAGCAUUGUCAGUCAAUUGUCGAGCUUCCAUAAGGACCUGACGGACAAAUUCAUUGCUUUCAUUGAGCAAUACAAAAUCAGCAUAAUCAGUCAUUACCAAGUGAGCUCAAAGUCGGAUGAAAAUGAAAUGCUGGCCAAGAAACUCAAUGCGACGCUUGACGUACACGGUGAGAUUCAGAUUGGCCUUCCAAGAGGCGACAACACGCUGUUCAAUGUCUACGCACACGAGCAUCAGACUCUCAUUGCCAGUAGGGUUGAAAACGCCAAGGCCAGCUCACGCAAAGACUAUCAAGAAUGGCUCCGGCUUCUCACUCGAUUCGGCCUAGACAUUCCUGUGCGACAGGGUUCGAAGCCUGCAUACAAAAACCUAUGUGAUUGGAUCCUUUCAGAUGCCGGACUGGCUUCGUGGGCAGAUAAGGCCACGGGGGCUAGCAAGGAGACGGGGGCUGCUGUAAUAAAGAGCCAUGAACAACAGAGUCUACAAGACCCAGACUCAGAGGUUUCGAAUGAUCCAAAGACAGGGGAGGUCCCGAAACGCAGCCAACACGCCGUGGCCAGGACCAUGACAACACUAGAGAUUGGAGGGUGUAUUCGAGACGCCACCAUUCUCACAAGUUCCCUUAUUUCCUCACUCCGGGAGCGGCAGAGCUGGCCAAUGGACAUGUUCCUGACUCUGGCACAUCACAAGCCGCGCCCUUUUCCGCUGACAAAAGCACAGCUUAUGGCAUGUGUUUGCCGGCAACUACUGACAGGGCAUCCCAGCCUUUGUGUCGAAAUCCAGCCACUGCUGGCGGAUGCACGAAACGCUCUCGACAGCCACAACAUUGCCUGGAUAGAGACCACAUUGUGGACAUGUCUCGCGGCGCUUCUUGGCGGACAGGUCCUAGGCCAGCCGUUUCUCAUCGUCCAUCAGCCGGCCGAGCCUGAUUUCGCCUCGCCCUUUUUGCAACUUAUUGCCGACCUUGCUGGCUUGGUCCAAACAACAGAAAUUUCAGUCAAGAUCCUGGUCGUGCGGAAUGUGGCCUCUUGUCCGGACACAACGCCCGACGCCAGCACCUGUAUAAAUCCCAAUACGGCCCGAGAUGGGGCCUCCUCCUCUAGUUCGACUGUUUGCCAUGUGCAAAAACAUGCUAACCGCGUCAUUAUUCGAAAAAUAAUAGAUCCUGGCGAUGCUGACGUUUUAAAAGCUCUUGAAAUGGACUACGACGCAUGUUUCGAGCGUCUAGGUCCAGAGAGGGCUCAGGUUCUUUCUCGAAAAGAUGGCAUGGAAUUUUUGGCAGCGUCCACGGAUCUGGGGGCUAUGCGGUACUUGUUUGCUGUGCUGGAACAACAUUCCUUCCUGUCUUUGCAGUCGGUCAGAAAAUCCCUGUUUUCGGCAAUCAGUCAGGACGUCGUCACGGCCAUACUGAAUCUGGUACCCAAAUCCGUGGAAAGCGUGGUAAGAACGGGGAUUCUAUGGAUCACCCACGCCCUGCGGCCACUUACAUGUGCCGAAUUCGCGACGGCACUUGGGAUGGGGGCAGACGACGUCGUUGGCGACGGUUUUAGCACAAUCACCGUCUCAGAAUUCGAAAGACUGUUGUGCGGACUUGUUGAGGUUGAGGACGGCACCGUUUACCUGGCCAGUUCCCUGCUUACUCAGCACCUUCUCCAACAGACGUCUGGUCAUACCAAGGACUCGUCGCAUUUUCUCGACCUCAAGCCUGCUUGUAGUCCAGACAUUGCCCUCAGUUGCCGCAGAUACAUCCUUCAUCACUACCGGAGCGGGCAGCCCGAACAAGCAUCGGAAGAGUCAGAAGGGGGGGCUAGCGAAGCCCAGGGCUUUUCUGAUAAUGCUCCCGGUGACGUGGCGGCCGGGCAAUUGGACUCGGGGCCCCUGAUGUCCUACGCUGUCGAGCAUUGGUUCACGCAUCUACGGUUGAAAGACUACUCGUCUGGAGAUACGAAAUUGGAGGAUGAAUUUGUCUGUGACGGAGGUCUGGUCCAUUGCUGCCUGCGGCUUCGAAGUUCUGGACGCGCCUUUCAGCCACCCGAGUCAAAUCAACAGGCGGUGCCCAGCAUCGUCCAGAUCCGAGACCGACUGCAUGUAGAAUGUGCCGAAGCCAUCAGCCUCGCACUGCAUGCAUCUGAUAUAGAAUGCGCACCCGACCAGGGGAAGUGUCCAUCCACAGUGGCCCUGGCUGCGUGUCAGAUGGGAAUCGCCAGCACUCUACACCAACUUGAUCAAUGCGGCGACUUUGGCGACGAGUGUACCCUGAAGAGAGCUUUCCAGAUAGGGUCCGACUCGUCCCUGUGUAUACUAGCAGACAGGUACAGCGAGUUCGUCAAGAAGAAUGCGCACGAGAUUCUCCAGGAUGCAGUCCGGCUCGGAAAUUCCGGCCUGAUAAUGCAUUUGAUGAACAAGCCCGAUUUAUGGGCCGACUCGGACUCUGGACAAUAUCAUCAACCUCUCCUACACGUCAUUGCAGCACUGGGUGGUUCGCUUCCACCGCAGGCAUUAUGGGAGCGGCAGGAGCAAUAUAUUAGCCACGCCUCCGAGCAAUAUCAGGAGAAAACGCCUCUCCAUCUUGCUUCCCUGUCCGGUCAAGAGAGUCUAGUGUCCAAGAUCCUAUCCAAGCUUAGCGAGUCCGAAGCAGCCAAGGCGUCGCUCAACAUGAGAGACUUGAUGGGCGCCACCCCGUUGUUCCUCGCCAGCCAGCGCGGACGAUUCACCGUGGUGCGGCAGCUUCUCACUGCAGGCGCCGAUCACUCUGUGUGCGACAACCAGGAGCAAAGUCCGCUGCACGUAGCCUGUCGCAACGGCCAUUGGAACAUUGCCGAGACGCUUCUUGUCUGGGGGGCAUCGCCGAAUGCUAAGGACAGCGCUGGCCGAACUCCGCUGCAUCUGGCGUUGGAGAACAAUCACCUCGGAAUCGCCGUGAUGCUUCUUGGAGACACCACAUCCGCUCCGACUCAUGAGAGGGAUUUUGAUGUGAAUUCUCACGCAUCUGACGGCUCAACUGCGCUCAUUAUUGCGACCAAGGGUAACCAUCUGAACAUGGUCCGGAUUCUUGUAGGUCGCGGUGCCAGUGUAAUAUGGCGUGACGGAAACGGCCGGGACGCUCUGCAGUAUGCGGCGCAGUACGGCCACGACCAAGUUUUACACGAGCUCCUGGAGGCGGCAAAAGUGGUGGGCAGCGACGACGUAUACCAAGCGAAUCCCUCCCUUCUCUCGCUGUCGGCUCUUGCGGGCCAUGUCCAGGUCAUCAAGAUGCUGCUGGACAGAGGCUUCAGGGACACGGAUGCGCUGGUUCUGGCUUGCGAGUACGGACAGACUGCGGCGGUAAAGGUCCUUGCGCCUUACUCGUCCUCAGCCAGUCGAAAUGCUGGCUACUUGGAAGCUGCCUCAUUUCACAGGCAAGACACGGUCAAGACAAUACUCGCCGCCGGCGCAGACAUAGAUACCAAGUCCUCAUUAAACCUCACGGCAUUACACCACGUUGCCUUUAGCUCCAACCCGAGGUUGGUGCAGCUUCUGGUCAGCAGAGGUGCCAAGCUUGAUGUUACAGACAUCACCAAGAGCACUCCCCUUCACUAUGCCGCAGGACAGUGCUCUGUAGAAUGUCUCAAGAUACUGGUCGAGGCCGGGGCCGGCCUAAAUGUCGAGAACGAAAAGGGGGCCACUCCGCUCUACCUGGCUGCCACAGCUGGCAGUGAGGACGGCGUCGGCAUUUUGCUUGCCGCCAAGUCAUCUUUCACUGUGCCGCGGCCCGUUGCAGGUGAGUAUUCCACAUUUCUCGACCUGGCGCUGGCCACCUUCAAGCUGGACGUGUUCCGGCUAAUUGUGAAGCACGCCACCGACAUCUCGGGGCCGGGGCUCUGCAUGUCUCCCGAAGCGUUGUUCCUGUUCCUGCAUGGGCAAAACGAGAAGGGCUAG
This is a messenger RNA of Metarhizium brunneum ARSEF 3297, 4557 nucleotides long. Lineage: Eukaryota; Fungi; Ascomycota; Sordariomycetes; Hypocreales; Clavicipitaceae. The record is from RefSeq and is a predicted model, not a curated record.